Messenger RNA from Closterium sp. NIES-67, 2489 nucleotides. NCBI's taxonomy places the organism in Eukaryota, Viridiplantae, Streptophyta, Zygnematophyceae, Desmidiales, Closteriaceae. The record is from the annotation of a GenBank genome assembly.
CUCGAAUGCCAUAAAAAAGCCUAGCCUAUGACGAGGCGGCUUAGCACAAGAAACAGAACUACUCCCGACAAAGGCCGUUCCUUCUCACGACUAAUUUGAUCUCCUCCCUCCCGAUAUAGUUUCUCACUUUCCGCAACGCGGCCGAGUCUAACCGGUGUAGCUCACGGCGUAGGAGCUCGAGCGAGUAGCUGCUCUUUAUUUCCAGCAUACUCUAGGGGCUUUCUCAUGCACUCUUGUUCCAAUUAGGGUCUUUCGGGUCAGCUACAGGUCGAUUCGUCUUGCCGUGUUCUGUUGUGAGUACGAACGGGCCUUCGGUUUCGUCCCACCUCGUUACUGUCGCACUCGUGGCUCCUAGAAGUGGGUCUGACCCGGAGGAUGCGUGAUCAUCAAGCCACCACUUACCCGCAAUGAGCAGCGUUGAGCCUUUCCGUAGGUGUGUGCGCUCCUGUCGCCUGUUCUAAAGCGUAUUACUACGCGGAUGCGUGAUCGGAACAUCAUUUACCUGCCAUGAGCAGCGUCGAGCCUUUCCGUAGGCUGGUGAAAUUGGUGGCCCGUGCAUUCUACGAUGACGAUCCAACGGACGAUAAAGAUAAAGAGAAGGAGAAGGAGAAGGAGAAAGAGAAAGAGAAGGACAAGGGGAGCAACAAAAAGGCAGAGCGGAUAUGCGGAGGGGAGACCAAGGGACUCACUAUAGUCGUCCUCGACGCCCUUACAAGACGGCAGUGGAUGCGUGAGGAGGAGCUAGCUCGGCAGCUGCACCUGCACCCAAAGCAACUGAGGCGAACAUUGAAGAUGCUUGAAGAGGAGAUGAUGCUCGUGAGGGAGCACCGGAAGGAGAAUGCUCGAGCAGCCAAGAGGCAGAAGCAGGAGGGAGAGGAGGGAGGGGAAGGGCAAGCCGAAGGCGAAGCGGAAGCAGAAGGGUCGAAAUGGGAAGGGAAGCCGGGGCAAAAGGCGAAGCAGCACUCGCACUCCUACUGCUGCUUGCACUACCCCCAGAUCUACGACGUGGUGCGGUACCGCAUCCACCGCGCCAAGAAAGCGAUUAAAGACGAGCUGGAUAGUCGCAAGGAGGUGAUGCACCUGCUGUGCCCCAAUGGCAACUGCAAGGCCAGGUACUCCACACUGGACACGGACCGGUUGAUAGAUCCGGUAGACUUUAAUCUCAAGUGCGAGAGGUGCCACUCGGAGCUGGAGGCAGAGAGCGACAUGCUGGGAGGGGGAGGGGGAGGGGGAGGGGGGGAGGGGGAGGAUAACACGCGGAAGAAGAAGAAGGAGGCGCUUCAAAACAUGCUGAGCAGGUUCGAGCGCGAGCUAAAGCCACUAAUGGAGCAGAUAGUGAAGAUUAAAGACCUCACGCCACCCUACUUCGGGUCUCUAUCGGAGUGGGAGUCCAAGGCGUCGCCAGCACAGAGAGCAGCCGCAGUGGGGGGCGAUAUUCCCAAGGCGCUCCCCCGCUUGGCGGGGCCAGGAGGGGGGGGUGCUACAUCCACUCCGCUGCCUUUCCUUGGGGAGACGCGGGUGGAAGUGUCUAUCGGUGGGGAGGACGUGGCUGCUGCUGCUGGAGGGGCGGGACGAGGAGGGGGAGGAGGGGAGGGGGCGUUGACCAAGCCAGCGGAAAUGAAGGUCAUUCCCAAAUGGGCGAUCCGAGAGGGCAUGGUUCUCACAGCUGCUCAGAGAGGGGAGGCGGAACCGGAGGCAGGAGGGGGCGGGGAGGGCGGGGAGGGGGAAGGAGAUGGGGGAGGGGAGGCCGGAGGGGCGUCUGGAGGGUUGACUGCAGAAGAGGAGGCAGAGCAGCAAAGACUGCAGGAAUACUACAAGGCAUAUUAUGCUGCAUUGCUGCAGCAGCAACAAGCACAAGCAGCAGCAGCAGCAGGGGGAGCCACUGCCACUACCGCUGCUACAGACGCUGCCACGGCUACAGCUGCUGCUGCAGCAGCUCCUACUGCCGAAGCAGCAGCAGCAGCGGAGGGAGAAGAGGAGGAGGAGGAGGAGGAGGUAGCAUGGGAGGAAGGGGAUUCGGCAGUAUACCCCACUGCUCCCCCUCCUGCUUCUCUCCCUUUUGGCUCAGCUCAAGCCCUGCCCACUACACCUAUAGCACAAGCUAUUCAAGAGGAGGAUGAGGAGGCGGAUUAUGAGUGGGAGGAUGGGGAUGGGGGGGGGAUGGGAGUGGGGGUGAGUGGGGGGUUAGUGGGGGAAGGAGAGGGGGAUGGUGGAGGGGUUGGAGGGGGAGUGGGUGCGGGUGGUGCGGGGGAAGGGGCUAGUGUUGCGGUUACCCCCGAGCAGAUUGGGGUUGGUGAUGGUGGCGAGGGGGAGGAUGAGGAUGAUAUCGAAUGGGAUGAGUAAAAUAGUACGCUUCAGUAUAGUACAUUGCAUUACGUGGUGGGCUUGGGUUGGGGUUGUUCCUUGAGAACAAGGUUUGGGUUGGAUUGGCACGAUAUGACAUGACUCUGUACAUGACAUCAUAUGAAAAGUAAAAGAUCUGCUUAUCA